ACGGGAGGGGGAGGGCAGGGAAGGACCCAGCCGCCAUUUUCCGAGCCGCGCCGCCGCCGCGCUCGCCCGGAGCGGGGGGGAAGAGGGGGGAGAAGAAAAGCGCCGCAGCGCCCGCUCCGCCGCGCCCCGCCGGGUCCGCCCCGCCGCCGCCGCCGCCCAGCAAGCACCGAGCCGGGGGUGGGGGGGCCGCUCCCCCCGCCCCCCCCCCACCCUCCAGCUUCUCCGCCCGCCCGCCCCAGCCCAGGACUGCGGCCGCCGCUCUGCGCCCGCCGAGGGACAACGGGCGAGCCCAUCCCCCCUGCCGCCGGGGCGGGCCCGAGCGGGCGGGGGGGGCGCCGGGGGCUGGCGCUGCCCGGCCCGGUUGCGGCGCCGGGGCUUGUUUGCAAACUGCGCCCAUUUUGUGUGGGGCCGAGCCCGCCCGGACCGCGCUCGCCGCUCGUCACGUGGCUGCCCUCGGGAGAGGCAGUGGGAGGCAGUGGAGCUGGCCUCGGCACCGGGAGAGGCUGGACUUCCCGUCUCUCUGUGCUGAAUGGCUGCGAUGGCGCCCGCUCUCACUGACGCAGCAGCUGAAGCUCACCACAUCCGAUUCAAGCUGGCUCCCCCGUCCUCCACCUUGUCGCCUGGCAGUGUAGAGAGCAACGGCAACGCCAACAACAUCCUCCUGGCUGCCAACGGCACCAAAAGGAAAGCCAUUGCUCCAGAGGAUCCCAGUCUAGAUUUCCGAAACAACCCUACCAAGGAAGAGCUGGGCAAGCUGCAGCCGCUGGUGGCCUCUUAUCUCUGCUCGGAUGUAACAUCUGUUCCUUCAAAAGAGCCUCUGAAGCUGCAAGGAGUCUUCAACAAGCAGACAGUCCUUAAAUCUCACUCUCUCUUAUCUCAGUCCUUCUUAAAAACAAGUGAUCUGUUGGGGAGGCAACCAGUGUUGGAAUUCACUUUGGAGAAUCUAAAAACAAUGAGUACUAAUAGCCAGCCACCUCUCCCGCAAGCGCCUGUCAAUGGCUUGGCCAAGAAAUUGGCCAAAAGUACCAAUUCAGACCAUGAAAACUCUAGUUCUUUGAACGGUGGGAAGUGUGCUCCUCCUGCUGCCCUCCAGGGUGUUGACUAUAACACAGGAGGUUCUGAAUUGGGGGACUUGAAGGCCGGGUUGACCAAUUGCACUCUUCCACAUAGAAGCCUUGAUGCAGAGCACAUGACUCCGUUUAGCAAUAAUAGCACUGCAAACAAAUCUUCCCUCAAUUCCACGGAGCAUCAGUGGGUGCUCGAGGGUGGCAGUGGAGAGACGAGGUUGCCUGGCCUUGCUGGUCACUCGGACUUUGGGAGCAUUAAGUUGGAGGAGCAGAAGCCGUCUCUGUUGGCCGGUCACCACAGUGCUCUCGACUCGGAGAUGAGGACGAGGGCACUGCUGCGGCGGCAGGCAGACAUCGAGAGCCGUGCCCGCAGGCUGCAGAAGCGCUUGCAGGUCGUGCAGGCGAAGCAGGUCGAGAGGCACAUCCAGCAGCAGUUGGGUGGCUUCUUGGAGAAAACUCUGAGCAAGCUCCCCGCUUUGGACCCCCUGAGGCAUCGGAGCCAGCUGAUGUUGACCAGGAAAGCAGAGGCAGCCUUGAGGAAGGCUGCGAGCGAGACAGUUACUUCUGAAGGCCUCAGCAGCUUCUUGAAGAGCGAUUCGAUAUCGGAAGAACUGGAGCGAUUCACGGCCAGUGGGAUGGCCAACUUGAGAUCCAGUGAGCAAGCGUUUGACUCGGAUGUCACUGAGAGCAGCUCGGGAGGAGAGUCUGACGUUGAGGAAGAGGAACUGACCAAAGCAGACCCCGAACAACCCCACGUACCACUGAGGCGAAGGGCAGAGUGGAGGUGGGCAGCAGACCGUGCAGCCAUCGUCAGUCGCUGGAAUUGGCUCCAAGCCCACGUCUCGGACCUGGAAUACCGGAUCCGGCAGCAAACGGACAUCUACAAGCAGAUCAGAGCCAGUAAGGGGCUGAUAGUUCUGGGUGAAGCAUCACCCCCUGAUCCUGCAGUAGAUGAUGCAUCCCGUCUCGUUAGUGCUGAAGUUAAGCUGGAGCCUGGGGUUGACCGGCUGGGUGUUUCUGGAUCCCAGCCUUUGGAGAACUUGGGUAUUUCUGCUGCAAAUACUCCUGAUUCCCACCCCGCCAAGCCCUGUGGAGCACCAAGACCCGUCAAUGGAGUUAUUAACACUCUUCAGCCUGGCCUGGCAGAACAUGCUCAGGGAGAUGGCCAGGAAGCUGAGGAGCUCUUGCAUAAAAAGCAACGACUCAACAUGAUUUCUUCAUCUUCGGAUGGGACGUGUGUGGCAGCUCGCACUCGCCCAGUGCUGAGCUGUAAGAAGCGGCGGCUCGUUCGGCCGAGCAGCAUCAUGCCCCUCUCCAAAAAGGUCCAUCGUAACAGCCUGGUGCGAUGUAGCUGUGACGUGAACCCUUCAUGUGCUCUGUGUGGCACUCGGAGUGCAGCCACUCUGGAAAUCCAGUACGAUGCCCCCUUGCUGGAGCGCCUCUCCCAGCUGGACUCAUGUAUUCAUCCUGUCCUGUCAUUCCCAGAUGAUGUGCCCACGAGCCUGCACUUCCAGAGCAUGCUGAAGUCUCAGUGGCAGAACAAACCCUACGAGAAGGUGAAACCACCCAAAAAGCUCUCGCUGAAGCACAGAGCCCCUCUGCCCCCCAGCAGCCUGCCUGACCCUGCUCGCAAGGACCGCCACAAGCUGGUGAACUCCUUCUUCACUGCAGCCAAGCGCUCACAUCAAAAAGCCCAAGCAGACAAGGCACACAGGCCACCCUUAGACGAUUUUACGGCCGUGUCCAAGGCCGAGAGAGCGCCAGAGCGCUCGCUUGUCCAGCCUCCUGCCCAUGACAAAAAGCGAUUGCGAGACUGCUCAUCUGAGAGGAGUGAAGUGUUGAAGCAUCACACGGACGUCGGCGGCCCGAGCUACUUGUCAGCAGCUGCGAGCCCCACACCUCACAGCCCUAUAGCCCGGCAACUGUCCACCUCCUCAGAAGGCUCUGCUCCUGCCAGUGUGAGCUCACAGGGCGCCUCCAGCACCGCUCAGCCAAGGAGGAGGAGAGGCGAAAGUUCAUUUGAUAUUAACAACAUUGUCAUCCCAAUGUCCGUUGCUGCAACGACUCGUGUGGAGAAACUGCAAUACAAAGAGAUCCUCACACCCAGCUGGCGUGAAGUGGAUAUCAGCGCUCUGAAAGCAAACCCUGAUGAAGACAAUGAGGAGGUCGAAGACUUGUCUGAUGCAGCCUUCUCUGCUCGGCACAGCAAGUGUGAGGAGAUGGAGCGGGCCCGGUGGCUCUGGAGCACGAGCGUGCCCCCGCAGCGGCGCGGCAGCAGGUCUUACAGAUCGACGGACGGACAGACGACCCCUCAGCUGGGGAACCCCUCGACCCCGCAGCCGGCAUCCCCCGACGUGGGCAGCUGCCUCUCACACCCGGAGCUGCCCCACAGCCACUCUCCGCGCAGCCCCAUCAGCCCCGAACUGCUCUCUGCCCCCCUGACCCCGCUCUGCCGGGACUCCAUGCGGCUCCUCUCCAGCGAGGACACUCGGUGCUCCACGCCUGAGGCCGGCUUCGACGAGCAGGCCGUGCAGCCCUGGGAGCGCCGCACCUUCCCGCUCUCGUACGACCCCCGGACAGAGUGCGAGGACCAAUGUGACCCCCAGGACCGGUUGUCGCGCUGCACCCGGCGCACGUCGGGCAGCAAAUCCUGCCGGGAGCCCGAUGGCACUUCCGCUUUGCCCAACCCGGGCAGCCUCAAGAGCCGCCCCCCCCCAGCGACACCCUCCUCUUCCUCCUCCUCCUCCUCCUCCUCUUCCUCUUCCUCCGCAGCAGUUCAGCGGCCAGCGCACAGAUAGAGACACACGGGAAGACAUGAGCAAAACCAACACAGAACUAACUCUUGGCAUUAAAGCUUCCAAAAUCUG
Pezoporus flaviventris is the source of this 3934-nucleotide messenger RNA. It is a transcript of the gene KANSL1, whose product is annotated as KAT8 regulatory NSL complex subunit 1. The transcript has 15 exons. The record is from RefSeq and is a predicted model, not a curated record. Lineage: Eukaryota; Metazoa; Chordata; Aves; Psittaciformes; Psittacidae. Bases 530 to 3865 code for a protein of 1111 amino acids. Gene Ontology annotation, molecular function: histone acetyltransferase binding. Gene Ontology annotation, cellular component: NSL complex.